GUCAGCCGGGAUCACACACAGGCAGGGGCACAGGGGGGAAUCAUGUCUGUGGCAUUUGCUUCAGCCAGACCCAGAGGGAAAGGAGAGGUCACCCAGCAAACUAUACAGAAGAUGCUGGAUGAGAACCAUCACCUGAUACAGUGUAUAAUGGAUUAUCAGAGCAAGGGGAAGACGGCAGAGUGCACACAAUAUCAGCAGAUCUUGCACAGAAAUCUGGUAUAUUUGGCAACCAUAGCCGAUUCCAACCAGAAUAUGCAGUCUCUGCUCCCUGCGCCACCAACACAGAGCAUGAAUCUGGGCCCAGGAGGGAUGAGCCAAACAGGCCCCAGCCAGAGCCUUCACUCCCAGGGCAAUCUGAGUGAUGCGCUGGGUGCCAGCCUGCCGCCCUCCUCCCUCAUGCAGAGCCAGAUCAGUAACGGCCCCAACCAUGUGACCAUGCAGCAGUCUGGUCAGACCACUAUGCCCACCACUAGUAUGAGCAUGGCAGUCAGCUCUCAUGGCACAGCACCGGGGUAUAGUCAUGCUGUGCCCAGCUCCCAGAAUAUGCCAUUGCAGAGUCAGAGCAGCAUAGGCAACUAUGUGUCAAGGGCUAAUAUGAACAUGCCUACAAACCCAGCAGUGUCUAUGAUGCACCAGCAAGCUGCCAGCUCUCAUUACACCACGGCACAAGGAGGAGGUCAGCAUUACCAAGGGCAGACUUCAAUGUCCAUUAUGAGCCAGAGUAACCAAGGAAGCACUAUGAUGGGACAGAGGCCCCUGGGACCAUACAGAUCAUCUCAGCAAGGUUCUGCUCAGCAAUAUCUGGGUCAGGAGGAGUACUACAGCGAGCAGUACGCACACAGUCAGAGUUCCUCCGACUCUAUGAGCCAGCAGUAUUACACCGAUGGACAUGGCGACUACGCGUACCAACAGUCCUCCUAUGGCGAACAGAGCUACGACAGGACGUUUGAUGACUCUUCGCAGCACUACUAUGAAGGAGCAGGAAACACUCAAUACAGCCAGCAGCAGAGUGGAUAUCAGCAAGGGACAGGUCAGCAACAGGCGUACUCCCAGCAACAGCAAUACUCCAAUCAACAGAACUAUCCGACACAGCAGCAGCAGGGAUAUGUCCCCGCCCAGGGCUCUUCCUCACAGUAUUCGACUUACCAGCAAGGUCAAAGCCAACCCUACACCAGUUACCGGGCACCACAGACCGCGUCCUCUGCCCAACAACAGCGGCCCUAUGGCUAUGAGCAGGGUCAGUAUGGCAAUUACCAGCAAUAAGUUAAUUUUGUGACCAUUGCGCCCAUGCGCUAUGGUUGGGAGAACUUUGUAUAAUAGCUGACUUGGCUCCCUGCCAUAGUUACUGAAUCCAAGACGGAAGAUCGAUGAUGGAGCCACCGAGACUCUCUCCAAGGAAAGGAAAAAUCACCAAGGAAGAAGUUUUGUGACAACUCAGCCCUUCUGCAUCUGUGAUGUUACCUAGCACACCCACAUUACUGGAUCAUUUCCAAUAGUUCCGACUGAGCCCCUGUCCAACCCACGGGGGCCCGGCCACAUUUGGGAACACAAGCUCAGUGGCUCAUCUGUACAUUUGGCUGUGCUUGGUACUGCAGCUCAAUCUCAUUCCAGCAAAUGGGACUGAACUGCAGUACCAAGUGCAGUCACACUCGUAUGUGUGGUGCUGUGUCUUUGGGGGUCCCAAGGGUCACACACCUACUGAUGAGAACAAUUCUCGUAGAGAUACAUGGAGCUGUUUUCUGGGACCCUCACACUGUAUAGCUGCUUUAACUAUUUCUGUGCUCGUGGCCCCAUUAUUCCAUUGAUUGUUGGGAGUCCCAACGGUCGGAUCCCCAUAUUAAACAUUGAUAGGCCAUCUUCUCCACAAGGUUUUUUUUCUUGUGGGGUAACCUAAUUGGACAUGUGCUGGAUUGUAUUGGCUUUUUAUACUGGUUAGGGCAAGAGUUGGGUGUAAUCCCAUGUCUUCACUCUGAUCUUAAAGUCAUGGCUGUAUGUAUGAGUGAAGACUCUUGGGGGAUGACUGUGUGUAUAUUUGAUGUUUGGAGUAUAUUUUAAUGGAGCACUUUUGAAGAAGCAGGAUUCUUUUUCUGUGUAUGUAUAUUAUUUAGUGUUGCUUUAAGAACUGUACAGUAUGUAUCUUGUAUGUUUUGCUUUCUAAAUGGUUGUAGAAGACGAGUACAGUGUCGCAGCAGGAUAGGCCGGUCAAGGAGAGGCAGCAAUAUAUAGAUAUAUUUAAAUUUUAUUUUAAAUUUGUUUUUUAUUUUGUAUUUAUUACACUGAAUAUUCUUAUUUUACUGAUUUACUUGAUUAUCAGUCAACUGAUAUAUAAAAAAAGAAAACUGGGUAGAUGAAGGAACUGCACCCCAUAAUCACAUUUUUUUUCUUUUCUGUAGAUAUAUAAGUAAUCUACAUAAAAAGUGGAGUUAUGCUGUGAAUACAUUAAAG
Molecule: messenger RNA, 2445 nt
Organism: Bufo bufo (common toad)
Lineage: Eukaryota; Metazoa; Chordata; Amphibia; Anura; Bufonidae
Gene: SS18L1
Product: SS18L1 subunit of BAF chromatin remodeling complex
Exons: 11
Coding region: 43-1263 (406 amino acids)
Biological process (GO): positive regulation of transcription by RNA polymerase II; positive regulation of dendrite morphogenesis
Cellular component (GO): nucleus
Molecular function (GO): transcription coactivator activity
Source: RefSeq, a predicted model, not a curated record